Molecule: messenger RNA, 1821 nt
Organism: Electrophorus electricus (electric eel)
Lineage: Eukaryota; Metazoa; Chordata; Actinopteri; Gymnotiformes; Gymnotidae
Product: SH2 domain-containing protein 1A
Biological process (GO): regulation of immune response; negative regulation of signal transduction; positive regulation of B cell differentiation
Cellular component (GO): cytosol
Source: RefSeq, a predicted model, not a curated record
GUGCAGACUUCUGUGCAGUGGAAAUAAUGCCACUCAGUAUCUGUGAUCACGUCUCCGCUUCUCUGACUGCAGAUUUGAAACCACACGCUUUUAGAAAGUUUUACCCUUGAGCUUGGCUUCGUUGGGUCUUAAUUUAGUGUUUGCAGCAGACACGCACAUUAGCAGUUCCUCUACUGCCACAGAGGAACAGGAGGAGCAGACAAGGAGGCAGAAGGAGCGACAAAGAAGAUACUGGCGAGUUCUGGGCUCUGGCGACCUCGGCACACAAAGAGAUGGGGGACCUGACGCUCCCUGUCUACCAUGGUCCCAUCAGCAGACAGAGGUGUGAGGAUCUCCUCAGCAGGAAGGGCAAAGAUGGAUCAUACCUCAUAAGGGAUAGUGAGACCAUCCAUGGAGCCCUGUGUCUGUGUGUUUACAAACAGAAAGUUGUGUACACUUACAGGAUUCUCCAGAGCCAUACAGGACAAUACACUCUACAGACUAGUUCAGGCAUAGAGGAGAGGUUUUUCAAGACCCUACAGGACCUUGUGAAACACUAUAAAAAGAGAAAUAAAGGUCUGGCCACACACCUGCGCUACUCAGUGAAGAGGAAAACACUGGAGGAGCUGCCUAGCGUUACCAACGACGUCGACAUUAGCGAAGACACGCAUGACUAUGAGAAUGUAGAGUCAUCUGAUUAUGUCGUUGUGUUGCCGAAUUAAUUCUCCUGGAGUUUGUCUUCACCCCUUUGUAAACUGAUUCAUUGCUUGCAUGGUCAGGGUUAAUCACAAUCAAUAUGUAAUCAGAUCUAACCAAAGAACUUCUACAGAAUCUACUAGAAGCUAGUCUGGUGCGUUUUCUGUAUGACACGGGUUUUGGGCCGUUCAGUUCAAAACCCAUGAACAAUUUCAGAAAUGAGCAAGAGCUUGUCUUCAGUAAUUUGAUUUUCAAAAGCUAAACUGCUGGAUCCUAGAUGUUAGGCUGUCCCAUCAGCCUUUGGUUGUUUUAGAGUGUGGCUUUAGACUCCACUACUUCAUUCAAAUUUGGGGCUGGAGAAAGACAUCUUAAGAAAGGUCUUCUUGAAACUCGAGGCUACACUUGCGUUGUGGAUUUCACAAACUGCCCGAGAGCCAACAGUUUACUUGCAGCCAAGAUUGUGACAUAGAAGACAGAGAAAAUGGGCUUUAAGGAGCCUGCUAUUUUUAUAGCACCCACAUGUAGGUUAAUUUGUCAGUGCAUUGACAGCAGGCUCUGACAUUUGGUUAACCACUUACUAGGGUUAACGUUUCCAUUCUGCUAAUUUUUUCAAUGUAUUCAUUUUUUUGAGUAAUGCAAUGUAAACAGCAUGUGCAGUUAAGAAUGUAGGCCGUACUCUGCAAACUCUGGCCUGUGAAGCCUUGUUCUCAUCUCCCCCCUCUGCUGUGAACAUCUGUGCUCUCACAGAUAUAAGGGUGAUGCAAAUCUAAAUGGACACUUUGGUCCUGCGCCAACACAAAUGGUCCUGGAUAUUCAGGACUGUAAAUCAGCAUCAUGCUACUUCCUGUAGCUGGUGUCUGAUGGCAGGGUUGAGACCAGUAUGUGCCUCGUUUUGAUUGGUCAGUGGUGGUCAACACUGUUCUUGGUGAAGAUAAGCCUGGAGGAGGUCUGGGCCUUGGGGUGGAGGCUUUAAGAGUGGAGCUGAAGGUGGAGCUGCUGGACUAAGGAGUUAGGCUUGGAGAAAUCUCCCCCUAGAACCCUGCCACCAUCUAUAGGUAACAUUCACGUAGUAUCUUCUGUCCUGCAUUUCUGUUAUUUAGAAUGUGUAUUUGUAAUGUAUAAGUGUUUUGGUUUGUAUUAUACUAA